This is a messenger RNA of Phytophthora sojae, 921 nucleotides long. RefSeq lists its product as hypothetical. Gene Ontology annotation, molecular function: alternative oxidase activity. Bases 1 to 921 code for a protein of 306 amino acids. Gene Ontology annotation, biological process: alternative respiration. Gene Ontology annotation, cellular component: mitochondrion. The transcript is spliced from 2 exons. NCBI's taxonomy places the organism in Eukaryota, Oomycota, Peronosporomycetes, Peronosporales, Peronosporaceae. The record is from RefSeq and is a predicted model, not a curated record.
AUGCACUACGCUACGACUGCCAAGAUGAUGGAGCGUUCCAUCACGCAUCAACACUUCCGCCGCCAGGCUCUGAGUCUUGAGGCCAUCACCGAGGAGCCCACCAACGCCACCAAUGAGCCGGCGUACAAGGCGCACUUCAAGCAAUCGCCAUCGCGCCACCCUCACGGACCAACAACUACCGACGGUGAGCCGAUCUGGGAGAACCCCAUCAACCACGCCGUGUACGACCUCGACAAGAUCGCCACCAUGGAGCAGACGCACCACCCCAUCGUCAAGAUGCACGAGCGCGUCGCCUACAUGGCCGUCAAGGCGCUGCGCACGGGCUUCGACGUCAUCUCCGGCUACCGCGGCCCCGGCGGCGCCAUGACCGAGAAGGACUGGCUCAACCGCUGCCUCUUCCUCGAGUCCGUGGCGGGCGUGCCCGGCAUGGUGGGCGGCAUGCUGCGCCACCUGCGCUCGCUGCGCCUGCUCAAGCGCGACUACGGCUGGAUCCACACGCUGCUGGAGGAGGCCGAGAACGAGCGCAUGCACCUGCUCAUCUUCAUGAACAUCAAGCAGCCGGGCUACUUCUUCCGCGCGCUCGUGGUGGGGGCGCAGGGCGUCUUCUUCAACGGCUUCUUUCUGACGUAUCUCGUCUCGCCCAAGACGUGCCACCGCUUCGUGGGCUACCUCGAGGAGGAGGCCGUCAAGACGUACUCGUGUCUGCUGCAGGACAUCGAGGACGGCCACCUGGACGCGUGGAAGGAAAAGAAGGCGCCGCUCAUCGCGCAGACGUACUACAAGCUGCCGGAGGACGCGUCCAUCUACGACGUGGUCAAGUGCGUGCGCGCGGACGAGGCCAACCACCGCGACGUGAACCACGCGUUCGCCAACCUGGACCAGAAGAAGGGCGUCAGUCCGUUCGUCUACAGCCACCACUAG